Penicillium odoratum is the source of this 942-nucleotide messenger RNA. Its product is annotated as Mob1/phocein family protein. Gene Ontology annotation, cellular component: nucleus; cytoplasm. Bases 1 to 942 code for a protein of 313 amino acids. Gene Ontology annotation, molecular function: protein kinase activator activity. Lineage: Eukaryota; Fungi; Ascomycota; Eurotiomycetes; Eurotiales; Aspergillaceae. The transcript has 4 exons. Gene Ontology annotation, biological process: positive regulation of protein phosphorylation; signal transduction; cell division. The record is from RefSeq and is a predicted model, not a curated record.
AUGGCCACUUUUUUUCAGAGCGUUCGUCAGGGGUUUGGCAGGGGAGGAAACAACAAAAACCAACCCCCCAAGAAUCCCGCGCAAGCUCCGCAAGACCCUCGAUCCGGCACCAUGUCCAACUCGCCCUCGUUGUCCAACAGCUUAACUAUUGAUAACCUCGCCGCAAAUGACCCCGAUGCCCCCAAGUACUUUUUCCAGGAGAAGUAUGCCCCGCUCAACGUCAGGGGUAACUUCUUGACCUUGUGUGCUUGCCCUAAGAACGUUGAGCUUGGCGAAUGGCUGGCUCACCAGAUUGUUGAACAAUAUCGUCUGCUCCACGGCAUGCUUCAGGUCAUUCAAGAGGUCAAUGGUGUGAACGGACUUCCCAUUUGCAAUGAGGGCACAUGCCCGACAAUGUCCGCUGGUCGGUUGACCUAUACCUGGCUCGUCGACGGCCGUGCCGCCAAGAUCUCGGCUCCAAAGUUCAUCAACCGCGUCGAGAAGUGGAUUGUUAGCAAGAUCCACGACCCGGUCAUGUUUCCCACCGAGAAAGUGAAUGGUAUCCCCGAAACCUCCUCGAUCAGGGACGCAGCGACCGGCGCGGCAGGCCCAACCCCGGAAGACGCGAACCCGACAAACGGCAAUGGCACCGAUGAUUGGAUUGGCAAGUCUAGCGGUUUCCCCCAGACAUUCUACAAGGAUUGUCAGGGCAUCAUGAAGCAGAUGUUCCGCUGCUACGCGCAUCUGUACCACGCGCACUGGCUGAACCCAUUCUGGCAUAUCAACAAGCAUGACAUCCUAAACAUGUGCUUUGUGCACUUUGUGACGGUGGCCAAGUACUACCAGCUGGUCUCGGACAAGGAGAUGGAGCCUAUGCAGCCUCUGAUCGACCUUUUCAUCAAACAGCAGCGAGUGCCUCCGGAGGCACUCAACGGUGGCCACUGGGCCCAGGUCUCGACCUAG